UGGAAAUGUAAACUGCUACAUACGCGCAAACAUCACCUUAUUCUACAUUGGUAGAAACAAGACGACGCCGUAUAUUGAUUUAGUUUAGUAAACUAUGUUCAGGAUAUUGUUAUUAACAUGACAGGUUUUGAUUUUAAAGAUAUAUAGGCCUAGAGUUUGUCUACUUUUACGUUAUCCUCAAGUCAAUAUCGAUAUUCGCGAAUUUAAUUAUAUUUUGUUAGCGAUUGGCUAUGAUUCGUUAUGAAACAUUAAAAAGUUACAGGUUUAGUAGCCAUGGCAACAUGUGGUGAUCUCACUGUGUUUUAUGGGGCCAAUGAACUGGACAAGCUCAUUCAAAAUUUUGAGUUUGAAAACCAGCAGUAUGUGAAGUUAAUAGAAAAAGAAAAUCAAUUAAUAGAAGCUUUAGAAAAGGAAGAAGCUGAGAAAAGAUCAGAAAUCUUGCGUUUUCAAGAGGAAACCUCUAGACUCGAUGAAGACACAAAGAAAGCUCAUAAGCAGUUUACACACAACCGAGACCACUGUGAAAGUCUUAAGAAGACAGGCGUUGUAUUAACGGAACAUGAUUUAGCUCUCAAUCGGAAACUCAACUCACUCAAAUGCAGUGGUGAAGCAGAGAAGCAGGAAAGAAAGAAUGUUCUGAAGCAAUACCAAACGGUCUACUUGGACUAUGAACGCAAGUACAAGUCGUUUCCUAGAGUGAAGAAAUACCUUGCUCUACAAGAAAAAAUUGCUGAACGUGAGAAGGUCCUCACUCAGGACGAAGAGACUUUGAAAAAUCUUCAACAGCAGAUUGAAGAAGCACGAGGAAACGAUGACAUAAACUUCAACGAUUUAAAAGAAUUUAUCAUCAAGCUUGUACAACUAAAAGUGGAUUCUGAAAAAGUUCUUUCACAAAUAAAACUUUACCUGGAUGAGAAAAGCAAUCUAGAAAAAGAAUUGGCUGAAAUUCGAGAAAAAGAGUCACAGAAUGUGGAUCAAACACAGGAGUUGUGUGAAAGAACGGAGGCCGUCACAAUGCGUGAUGAAAGUUCAGAGUCAGUUUCAACAAAACUACACAAGGCCUGUACACCUAUGGAAGACACCAGUGACGACUCCAUAAACAGACGGAGGAGCGGUGAUCAAGCUUGUGUGGAAGUUGAAAUGCUUGACGGGGAUUCAUCAGUUAACAAUCCUAUGAUGACAACGCCAUCUCGGAGUGUUCCUGUCUCAGUAAGGUCGCAGCCUGAUCACAGACAACAAAUACCUGUCAAGACCACAGAUUUUCAGCUUUCAGUUCAAUCCCAUGAUGGAGUAUAUAAGGGCUACUUGAAUAAAAACCAGAACAACAUGAAUACAGGAAUAACACCGAACAUAGCAAACAGGUUUCCUCUACUUGAGAAUCUUCAAAUAACUGCUCGACAACAGACAUCUAAUUUUCGACGACAGACAACCGAUAUUCAACAACAGACACCUAGUGUUCAACAACAGACAGCCAGUGUUCGACAACAGACAACCGAUAUUCAACAACAGACCACCGAUUCUCAACAACAGACAACUGCUAUUCAACAACAGACCACCAAUAUUCAACAACAGACCAACAAUAUUCAACAACAGACCAACAAUAUUCGACAACAGACCAAUGAUAUUCGACAACAGACCAAUGAUAUUCGACAACUUAGUCCACAGAUCCCAGCUUUGACUUGCAGAGAAGGUAGACAAAUGCCAACGCUGGUUGUUCCUAGACCCAUGGCUCCUGGCCCUUCACAGAAAACGUUUCAAAACUACAAAUCAAUGCCAGCACCAGUUCCCAGACUUAUUCACCCAUUUGUAGUGCCAAGAAGUGAACCUCAAAGUCCAUUAACAAAAGCACAACUCGUGACCACCCCAGUAACACCAAGACCAGUUUCUACUGCUUCGUCUGGUCUACAGACGAAACCUGCAGAGUGCGAACCUCAUACGAGAGUUCCUUCGCUAGGAAACCAACGAAGAUUUUCUUCUCCAUCUACGUUUUUUCAGCCACCAUCUACUGAGAAACCAAAUGCCCAAGAGUCUCAAACAAACUCCAGCACACCUCUACCAAGAUUCCUGUUGCCAGCUUUGCCAGACUAUUUAACUAAUUUGUCAUCAAAACAAUCACCAUCAAGUCCAAUGGUAGCUUCUCCAAUACAGAUACAGAAAGAAGUGCAGCAGGAAUGGGGCUCGUCUCAAAAGACUACAAAGACAGCGCCUUCAAAAAGUCUUACUUCUAAAAGGAUGUCUUAUACUGAAGAUGAAUAUACUCACGAAUACUCUGUACCCAAGACUCCAAAGCCUGUUCCGAGCAGCAGUAACGAAUCAUCUUCAAGUCCGUUUGAUCUUCAGAAACAUCGUCAGCAGCUGGAGAACCUGAAAUCUAAAUCACCAGGAGGUCCUACUUUUACCAGCAGACCAAUGUUUGAAUGUGAAAUAGGACAAAUGGACACUGAUCAAGAUGCAGAACCAGCAUCGUUUUUUCAACCCUUUUGCAAAGACACGUCUGUUGAUUCACCAAGUCGACUGUCAAACUCGAAUAAAAUGUUUGUGUCAUCUCCUGUACCAGGAACCACGAUAUUUAGCCAAAAACAUGAGCAGAAUAGAGCUCAAGAAAUGCAGUCUGUUUGUAAAAACGACAUCCCUUCGAUGUCGCUGUUUGACAAGAAGGAAACCUCUCCUCAAACAAAGCAGACAUUCGAGUCUGGUUUCUUCUCUUUAUUCGGUUCCACUCCAGCCAGUCCGCCGUCUGAAGAGUUGAGUUUCUCGUUUGGAUUUGGAGGACAAGAAACAGCAGCAGAGUCUCCUGAAGAUUUUUCCUUCAGCUUUGGUGGAAGCUCGAACAACGACAAUAAUUCAUCCCCAGUCUUGAACUUGUUCUAACUAUUCACAUGACAUAUGCUUCUUUUUUUUACGGGCACCCAUAGCAAUGGCAGGUUGAUUUUUGCCCCAAUUAAACAAAAAUGCCAAAAUCUGGAUGACAAUAUUUAUUCAUGUUAACAUUACUUCCAAACCGCUAUAUAUAGGGUUAAAAAUGAAUCGCAACACUUUUUUUUUUUACAUAAAUUAUAUACAACUAAUAUUGUGAGUGGAAUGAUGGACAUACGUGGCGAAUAGGUUUCAGGCCAGCUCAUUUUGCCAGGACAGUGUGCUUGAACUUAACUGGAUAUACAUGUAAGCACAAAAGGAACUAUAAAUGAAAUGAAAUGUAAAUAAUACAUAAUAUGUCAAAGCAAAUUCUCACUGGCACUAGCAAAUAUAGGCCACCCAAAUCAAAAUGGGUAUUGCAACAUUUUUGUUCUUUUCUAAAUUUAUUUGUCAAUAUUGUUGGCUGCUAGUUUGCAGCUAGUGCUUUUUCAAUGUUAACUUUAUUUGUACUCAUUAUUCACCAUUUAAAUCUAUCUUUCAUGUUGAAUAUUUAUGUUACAUGCACAUUGCAUUACUCUUCACUUAGCAUAACUAACAGAUGCUGGCUGUUUGUUGAUCCACUUCCAUUUAUUUGAAUAAAUAUUGUUUAAAAAAAAAAAAAAAAAAAAAAUGAUGCCAGUGGUGCGUAUGUGCAAGGUUGAUGCUUUCAGGGGUUGAAACCCCCCUGCUCAAACAAAUGUUGUUCUUUUUUAAAAAUAUAUAUGCCAGAGGACCAUGAUUCAACCCCUAUAUAAACGACACUUGUCACAGUCUAGACACCCCUGCAUAAAUUCUUGUGCAAACGCCAGAGAUGAGUUAUGAAUUCUGAGUGCUUUAUUAUAUUGAAUUUCUUGAUUAAAAUGUUUAAAGAUAUUUCCACACUGUGAUAUGUAUAGAUGAUUGCCCAUGUAGUGCAUUGUAUGAGCAGUGACAUACAGAAUUUAUGAAAUGAGUUGGUGCAGUGUUUUAUUUCCCAUUGUGACAGCAAUGAUGAGAAUACAUGUAGUUUCAAACACAUUUCAUAAAUUUGGUAUAGCACACAUGAGUAUAUGUUUAUUAAAACUGUUAAAAUAUUUGUCACUGAUACCGAAAUUGUAAAUUUUAUGUUCUGGUAUCAUUAGCGGUCCAUCCUGCAUGUGGGAAGCGCAAAUAAAAGAUCCCUUGCUGCC
Molecule: messenger RNA, 4064 nt
Organism: Gigantopelta aegis
Lineage: Eukaryota; Metazoa; Mollusca; Gastropoda; Neomphalida; Peltospiridae
Exons: 18
Coding region: 274-2871 (865 amino acids)
Biological process (GO): meiotic DNA double-strand break processing involved in reciprocal meiotic recombination; oogenesis; spermatogenesis
Cellular component (GO): central element
Source: RefSeq, a predicted model, not a curated record